This is a messenger RNA of Lachancea nothofagi CBS 11611, 1755 nucleotides long. The record is from the annotation of a GenBank genome assembly. NCBI's taxonomy places the organism in Eukaryota, Fungi, Ascomycota, Saccharomycetes, Saccharomycetales, Saccharomycetaceae.
AUGUCUGGGCAAUAUCCUCCUUCAUCACCAAUUGCAGCCUGUGAUGCAGGCCAUGACGACCCAUUUUAUCAACCUAACGGAAAACAUUCGCUUUCCACUCUCAAGUUCUUCAAGAAAAAGCCAGCAACCAACAAUGCGCUUGAUUACCCAACUCCAAAUCCAUCGUCGACUCUCGACAGAUCAUCGCCAAUCAAAACACGCGUGCACCUCCACAGCUCUCAAACCCCCUCCGAAUGCGAGCUUGAACAGGAACUACGCCACGAACUAAAAUCCCAUCACAACCUGAGGACGGAGCCUUUGGAGAUUUCAUUGGACGCCCGUUUCGAGACUAGAGUCACCGUAGGGCGUAAGAGCUCGCUAUGCGAUGUGGUUUUACCGCGUCAUAAAAAUGUGUCACGACUUCAUGCAUUUGUCACAUACUCGCCGGAGACCGAACAAGUUAAAAUAGAGUGCAAAGGUACAAAUGGUUUAAUUGUUGUCUUCCCUGUUAAACUUGACGUGAAAUUGCUUGCCUGUAAAGACCGCGCAAAUACCUACAACCUUGUGAACUAUCAUUCUGACGAUGCACAGACGGCAAACAAAGAACUUGUUCGUGAGACAGAGCUCACAUCAUUUGUUUUGCUCCAAGAAGAAACCGUUCAUAUGCCAUAUGUUGAGGGCACUAUUUUGGAUUUCAGACCAGUACAAUGUGAACUCAUACUGGAGGAAUAUGCAAGUGAACAAUACAAUGAUCCACAAAAUGAGACUGAGACAGAAGACGAAUUGCAAGCACUGCAAAUUACAAGUGAUGACUUCCCCCAGGACCCGCAUACUCCCACUAAGAGAUUAGUGCAAAUGCCCUUCCAGGAAAGAUCAUCCGUAUCAUUGCAAUCCAGACAACAACCCAAGGAACAGUGCCCACCUCUUCUAUCUCAAGCAAAAGACAAAAAUUUCUUAGUGACCAAGCUCGAGAAAACUGAAGUACCCGCUAUAACAGAGCUUAAGGAAAUUGUUAUCGAAAAAGGCGCCGAGAAAGAUUCAAGGAAGGAGGAAAAUAGAAGCAGUGAACAAGAUGCUGAAGUUAAAAAGAGUAAUCCCGCUGCCAAUGAAAAGAGCGCGACCAACAAUACAAAAGCCAUGAAGAAACAGGUUGACAUAAAGAUUGAAGGCGUGAAACCCCAAGUAAAUCAGCACAAAUUCGAGACAGGAAAAGUAGCGUCUGAACGAAUUGUUCCAGCAACACCGCGGAAACAAGUUAAAGAGUCAAGCCUCGUUGACUUCUCUAAUCUCCAACAACAAAAGACUGAUGAAAAUGGGCGUCGCCGAAAAUACGCAUCACCAUCUCCCAAGAAAACUCACAAACGAAAAAAUCAACCCAAGAAACCGAUCUUCUCAAAGGAAGACAUUCUCUUGCAAGUUGCUUCUAAAGCUAUAGAUAUUUGUGAGCUUCAGCACGUCUUAGCGAAUCACUUAGCCUUCUCAAAUGUCCAGCAAGUCCCUUUGUCUCAACUUCGAGACGUCAACUCAAUUAUCUCAACAUUGAAGCCUUACGAACUGCGUGCGCUUUUGGAAGACGAAAAAUGUAUAGGUGUCAUUUAUCGUGAAGGCAAAGACGCGGCUGGGAAACCUUUGGACGCAGAAUAUUAUUACGACUUGGAAAAUGACUCGGAUGAAAACAGGAGACAGCUGGUGUCUUCUUUGAAAGGUGGUCGAUCAGGAUUGAGAAGCUGUCGAAGAGUGCAUAAGCAGUACUUUUGGAAAAAGCCAACAAAAUAA